CAUAAAACAUGGCGCUACGGAUGUUUUGUUUAGUGUAGGCAAAUAUAAAUAAUUUAAAACAACAGAAUUCUUUUACUUUGCGUCUAAGUUUGAGUUACACUAAAGCGAAAGUAAAGUUUAUGCAGUGUAAUCUAACACUCUACGUGGUAAAUCUUGCAAAAUGAGUAACAUAUACAUUCAAGAGCCACCUACAAAUGGCAAGGUUUUGAUUAAGACAUCUGCUGGAGACAUCGAUGUGGAGCUAUGGUCUAAAGAAGCACCAAAAGCUUGCCGGAAUUUCGUUCAGCUUUGUAUGGAAGGUUACUAUGAUGGUACCAUAUUUCAUCGGGUUGUACCAGAGUUCAUUGUCCAGGGUGGUGACCCUACUGGCACAGGGUCUGGGGGAGAGUCUAUAUAUGGACGACCUUUUAAGUAAGAUCCGUUCCACAGAGGUUCUACACUCUCCCUUUGAUGACAUCAUUCCACGUGAAACCAAAAAGCAGAAAAAGGACCAAUCCAAAGAAGAAGGGAAGAAAUCUCAGUCCAAGGCAACCAAGAACUUCAGUUUGCUGUCUUGAGAGGAAGCAGAAGAAGAUGAGGAGUUGGUGAACCAAGUCAGUCAGACAUUUAAGGGCAAAGGCAAAAGUAGCCAUGACUUACUGAAGGACGACCCACGGCUCAGUGCUGUUCCAGCUAUUGACAGGAAAAGAACUGGAGACUCAUCUGAGGGAUCAGAUUUGGAAGAGGGGGAUGAUGAUGGAGGUGACCCAGAUGUUGCGGGCAUGAGGGAGAGGAUCGCAAGCAAACUGAAGAAAUUGAAGAAAGAGGAGGUGCGACUCGUCUCUGAGAGAGAAGAGAGCGACAAGAAGACCAGCCGCAGUGAUGAGCUACGGAAGGAAUCACGACAGCUGAAGAAAGAACUUCAGGCCAUCAAGCAACGAAAAGAGGAGAGUGCCCAACCAAAGGAAGAGGAAAAACCAGUUGAAGAGGAGAAACCCAGCACUGCUGCCGUGGCCGAGUAUCUGGAGGGCAAGAAGAAGUAUGAAGACCAGCGCAAGCAGAAACUGAAGAAAGGUUCCACCAGAGAGGCACAGACCUUGGCCCUCCUGGACCGCUUCAAGUCAAAGUUGUCGACGGCCAUAACGGACACUCCUGAGGAGGAGGCACCAGUGGAGCAGCUCGGGGAGGAGGAAGACAAGGGCUGGCUGUCUCACGUGCUCCAGUUUGACGAGCAGAGCAGGAAAGUAAAGGACGCCACCAUGCAGGACGAGGACACCUUCGAGAUCUACGACCCGCGCAACCCGGUCAACAAGCGGCGGAGGGAGGAGAGCAAGAAGUUGCUGAAGGAGAAGAAAGCCAAGAUAUGAGUGCAGGGGUCAUCUGAUCAGGAGCGCUCUCAAGGAGGGGUCACACAUGGCCAUCACUCAUUCUCAUAAGAACUGCUCAGUCAUGGCUCCUCUCUCAUAUCUCACCCCUCCUCUUGUCUCUUCUGUCCUCUAUUCCAAUGUUCCUGCUUCUGGCAUCCUCUCCCUCUCCCUCCCUUUUCUUCUGUGUCUCUCUAUUCUGUCUUCUCUUUAUAUCUUAUGUCUCUCUUUUCUUUUCCAUUUUCUUUCCUCUUGCCAUUCUUGUCCUUCUCUCUCAUUAUACUCUUCCUCUCUUUCUCCUCCUGACUGUUUUCUGUUCCUCUUCUUCUUGCCUCCACUUGACUUUUCUGAGGAUGAUCUGGUUAGCGUGUCUCAGAGCCAAGUCUGUCCUUCCACAGUGGAUAGAAUCCAAGACAUUUGCUUUAACCUGGGACUCGUGGCCUCUUGAAACAGCCUUUUAUUACUAGGUGUACACAAAUGACUGGGAGUAGUUGUUUUACACAAAUAAAAGUCAGCAAAUGUGUUUAAGGAAGACUGGGGUGAAAAAAAGAAAAGUACCCACCUCCUUUGGAGUCUGAAGUACAGUUCAUCUCCAAGUUUGAGGGCUUCAUGUUUUGUGGGUGUUGCGUCAACUGUAUUUACAGCUGCAAUGAAAUAAAGAGCUGACUCAUCUCUCUGGAUUUGA
Sardina pilchardus (European sardine) is the source of this 2028-nucleotide messenger RNA. RefSeq names its product CWC27 spliceosome associated cyclophilin (gene cwc27). Gene Ontology annotation, cellular component: catalytic step 2 spliceosome. Gene Ontology annotation, biological process: protein peptidyl-prolyl isomerization; protein folding. Lineage: Eukaryota; Metazoa; Chordata; Actinopteri; Clupeiformes; Clupeidae. Gene Ontology annotation, molecular function: peptidyl-prolyl cis-trans isomerase activity. The record is from RefSeq and is a predicted model, not a curated record.